AUGAGUGUGAGUGACGAUAGUAGUCAGUACGAACGUGACAAUGUAGUCGAGUGGACUGCAGAAGAAAUUGAAACAUUAGCAAAAAACGUCCGGUCCUAUCCCGAAGGGGAUUACUCUGAAUUUAAAAGGCUUACUCUCUUACUUACAAAAUUGCCACGGAAACGACUCCGCGAUGUUUCUUCAAGACUCGAAUAUUAUAAGGCAGUUGAAACGAAUCCAACAUUAACAUGGAAAGACUUUUAUUUGGACUCAAAAGCUUCAAAACAAAAACGGUUGGACACGUAUUCCCCACGAUCCUCAUCAUCUGAUAACGAAGACGAGAAACCCCGCCGUCGCAAGAGUCGGUCUCGCUCGAAGUCGAAAGAUAAGAAGAAAGACCAGGAAACUUCUCCUCCAUUCUCGGACAAGGAUUCUCAGAACUCCGCGAAUUCCGCGGAGAUAGAAAGGACGACUAAAAAAGAGGAGAAAGAUGGCAAGAGGGACGUUAAAAACACAAAGAGGCAGUUGCCGAUAGUGAUGAGUGAAUGUCCCUCGCGGAAUACACGCAAAAGCUUUGACAAUGAUUUUAAAGACCAAUCCAUGUUUCAUCAAGGACGACGAAGUGGCGAUGGGUCCCCACGAGAUCGUUCUUUUCAAACGUAUCAGAACACACCGACGGUGCAAACCAUUCAAAAAGUCUCCCUCACACAAAUACCAUUGAAAAGAGUACAACAACAGGAACAGAAACUUUUGAAUGUCGAACAAUUUUAUAACUACAAAAUGAUCAACCCAAGAGAUAUCACCGACAACAACGAAAAAAUAUUGGACUUCUUAUUACAAACGGAAUUCCAAUCAAAAAUUGUCGACUUGGAAGCAACGGAAGCAUUCUUGAAAAAUGUCGAGGACGUCAUCGCACUCACAGACCAAAUGACUAGCCCCAUGAAAUUGCCAGUCAUUUUCACGUGUCCUAUUAGCAUCAACGAAAUUAAACAAAGGAUCAUCGAGUUGAAUAAACACUAA
Entamoeba invadens IP1 is the source of this 999-nucleotide messenger RNA. RefSeq lists its product as hypothetical. Bases 1 to 999 code for a protein of 332 amino acids. The record is from RefSeq and is a predicted model, not a curated record. The transcript has a single exon. Lineage: Eukaryota; Evosea; Mastigamoebida; Endamoebidae.